GAAAGAGUCCUACUAGAGGCUAUCCGGGAGAUGGACAUUCGAAUAGGCCAUCUAACGUCCAUGGUGGAAAGCCUGGUGCAGGGUGGACACAGAGGUCAGCCACAGCAAGAGGAUGACUGCCUCCAAAUUCCCCUCAUGGACACAGAGGCCCUUGACAGCUUUGAGGAGCAUCUCCAAAGCUCUGAAAAUAGGAAAAAGAUGAUCAAUGUACUGUCCCAGAGUGGAGGGCAGACCAUCAAAAAGACUGUCUGGAGAAUCGCCCAAAAAAUGUUUGCCAAUGGCUUGGCUAAACAGCUGAACUGGUGUGGCCGAGGAGAAAAGAGGGGCCUGAAAGCCUCAAGGUGUGCGUCAGUAGUUAUUGGGGCUGCCAUGAGAAACCCCAUGGUGCAUGCCACUGAGGCCGAGGCUGAGAAGUGUCUCAAAGAUUUUUUAAGAUUGGCAUCCGGACGGAAAUAGCCUAAUCCUCCAAUUUCCAACGAUGAGCCUAUAUUUAAUAAACAUUUGAUAUGUAA
Messenger RNA from Osmerus eperlanus (European smelt), 512 nucleotides. RefSeq lists its product as uncharacterized. The coding region runs from base 31 to 456 and encodes 141 amino acids. Lineage: Eukaryota; Metazoa; Chordata; Actinopteri; Osmeriformes; Osmeridae. The transcript has 3 exons. The record is from RefSeq and is a predicted model, not a curated record.